Pocillopora verrucosa is the source of this 1373-nucleotide messenger RNA. RefSeq lists its product as uncharacterized. Lineage: Eukaryota; Metazoa; Cnidaria; Anthozoa; Scleractinia; Pocilloporidae. The record is from RefSeq and is a predicted model, not a curated record.
CGUAAUUACCAGACUUAAGUGUCAAUUUUAAGCAAUGGAAGAUAUUAGCUAUGCUUGUCCUCGCCAAAAAUUCAUGGAAGAUCCGGGAAUUCAAUGGCGCGAAGGGAAGCCUGAUUUUACCCAGGUUAAUAAAGCCUAUUUAGAGGGUAGGACAAGAAUCCAUAGGGAUGGUUCGUUAGAGAAGAUUGUCGAGGAUCUCGUGAAAUCAUGGGAAAUGGAGGCUUCGCACAAAACUAACACUGAGGAUUGGCAAAGUGUUGACACAGAAGCUUUCACCAUCCGCGGGAACAACCAGCGCUCGUUUUCUUUGAAGGAAUUGAUUGAAGAGGGAAACUACAACGUACUGAUGCAAAACCAGCCGCUAUACAACAAUACCGAUCAUUCGUUUAAAUCGUCACAUGAUUUGUUCAGGUCUGCAUUCGACCAAGGGUUUCCAUGGGAACUGAUAGAAGUAUUUUCAGGUCCCCCAAAAGUGGCCUUUUCGUGGCGCCAUUGGGCCCACUGGACGGGCCCUUACAAAGGAAGGGCCCCAACGGGGGAACUGCUUGAAAUGUAUGGAAUGGCUGUGGCCGAGGUGGACGAGAACCUCAAGAUCAAAUCAAUCGACGUUCAUUAUGAUCCUAACCAGCUUUUGAUGAAGUUGGAAGGAAAAGAAUUGUUGAAGUAGCUGCAGAAGCAUUAUAAAUGGUUAAGUGUCCUCAAACUUUGUUGCUCAUAUUUCAAAAACUGUCCGUUCGAUAACAUUAACGGGAACAAAAACCGCGUUAGUGAAUAAAAACUCUUGCGAAUCUCAACUGGGAGAAGUCACGAAAACAAACAAAAAAAGACAAUCAUAAGGUUCCUUUAGCCACCAUCGUUCCCAGGGUCUCUCUUAACUGUCUCUCUCUCAUCGACGACGGAGGUAACAGAAACGGGAUUUUCCAUCACAUUGUUUGAGGGAAAACUAUGUUGGGAAUAAAGGAACCCACACUGUCGCUUUUCCCAUUCAGAAUUUUGAUUUCUUGGAUCCUCUCGCGAACACAACAAUAUCUCAGACUGACUAAAACUACAAUCAACCGUUCUUUUAUCUUAUGGACACACCUUAAUCAAACGUAAGGUGAUUUCCUAUAAAGAUCUCUCAGACAAAAGAUAAACAGACUUAUUCAUCAGAGCCGACAUAACGUGACGCUCAAUUUCUAGGCCGAUUUUUCACAAUUAUUACAUUAACAUUAGCUUAACUCAGUACUAAGUAUCCUAUUUCCGACAUUUAAAAUAUUUUUUUAUUUUGGUUCUUUAAGAAUUCCGCGGCGCAAAUACUCAAGCGACAGAGCGCCGUCUAAUAGUUUAUCAUAAAUACAGUGUCAUAGUUCUUUGCUCUCAGAAUAUUUUGUUCA